Messenger RNA from Enterobius vermicularis (human pinworm), 885 nucleotides. The record is from the annotation of a GenBank genome assembly. NCBI's taxonomy places the organism in Eukaryota, Metazoa, Nematoda, Chromadorea, Rhabditida, Oxyuridae.
AUCAUAAUAAGCUUUGGUGGUGCAUUUCAUUUUGGCUAUCAAAUUGUGGUCACAAAUCCGUCACAAAAUGCUUUCCUCAACUUCUACAAUAGAUCUCAUGUUGCUCACUACGGAUGGAUAAUGACACCUAAUACUAUGAAGGGUACCUGGUCUAUUAUUAUUGCGAGUUUACCAUAUGGAGCAAUUAUUGGUUCAUUUGCAAUCAGCCCCAUCAGUACAAAGAUUGGAAGAAAGAAAGGCCUUUAUGUAGCACUUAUAACAAGCAUUGUUGCCAUUCUGCUAGCCAUAAUUUCAUUUCAUGUUUUGUCUUAUGAACUUUAUAUUGUGUCUCGAAUUAUUAUAGGAUUUUCAAUUAGUCUUAGUCUUGGAUUAACAGCAAUGCUACUAAAUGAAAGCAGAUUUUUACUCUUACGUGGAGAGGAAGAACAGGCUAGAAAGUCAAUAAUAUUUUAUCACGGCUGCAAGAUUGGAGCUAUAGAUCAAACUUUGAGAGGAAUUAAAGAUACAAUAACUUCAGCUGCUAAAGCUGCAUCAAUAAAGGAGGUUUUUAAAGACAAGCAUUUACGAAAGGGUACUCUUCUUGGUGUUGUUAUAUCGUUUACAACUUGCUUUAGCGGUACAACAGCCAUUUAUUCUUUUGCUGUGGAUAUGCUGAGAAAUACAGGGCUGACGCUAGAGGAGGCUGCCUACGGUAACAUCGGUUUGUGCGCAGUUAGUACGCUAAAUUGGAUUGGAUAUUUAUUAGUGGUAAUAAUUGCAAUAUUCCUUUUUGUAUUCUCAAUCGGGUUUGGUUCCUUGUGCUUCUUUAUAGCAUCUGAGUUAGUAAGUCCUUCAGCAAGAGCCGUUGCUCAAAUGUUGGCAUCGUUGGUACUAAUGGUGUGGUAA